GAGUGGAUUGCGGCAGUCCUCGACAGCGGAAAGAGCCGCAAAUAAGGAUUUUUUUAAUCGAGCUGUAUCGACUCACAACUCCCGCUUUUUGUUGUGAUUUGUCCCAUUUCUUUCUGGAAUUCGAUAAACGGAACUUUUUUUGGUUUUCCUGGAGUUUUGGAGAGUCGUCUUUCAGAUAUGGACAGUCUGCGACCCGCUGCAGGGAGCGACUGGCCGGUGAUCAGUCAGUAGACACAGACUGCCUCUACACUGGAAACUCACCGUCUGGGACUUUAUUCUGGAUAUUUCAUGAAGCGCUUCGCAUUUUUGUUCAGUUCUGGGACACCGUGGAUUUACCAGCUUCGGGAACGGAUUGAUACUCGUGAUUCCCGGUCGACGACAAGAGAGCUUUUCGCUUCUAAAGUUGCAGGAAAAACAUGGAGACUGUAAGUCGGCAGAGCUUCCAGCCUCAUCCGGGACUGCAACAAACUCUCAAGCAGUUUCACCUCAGCUCUAUGAGCUCUCUGGGCGGACCGGCGGCUUUCUCUGCCCGGUGGCAACAUGAGCUCCUCUUUAAGAAGGACGGUAAGGAGCCAGAGCCGGUUCUGCAGCAUCUCCCGCCGCCUGUGAUGCCGGGCCCGCUCUUCAUCCCGUCCGAUCGCUCCACGGAGAGGUGUGAGACGGUCCUGGAGAGUGAGACCAUCUCAUGCUUCGUGGUCGGCGGGGAGAAGCGGCUGUGUCUCCCGCAGAUUUUGAACACGGUGCUGCGGGACUUCACCCUGCAGCAGAUCAACUCGGUGUGCGACGAGCUGCACAUCUACUGCUCCCGGUGCACGGCGGACCAGCUGGAGAUCCUUAAAGUCAUGGGGAUCCUGCCCUUCUCUGCGCCGUCCUGCGGCCUCAUCACCAAGACGGACGCCGAGCGGCUGUGCAACGCCCUCAUCUACGGAGGCGCCUACCCGCCCCGCUGCAAGAAGGAGCUGAGCGGAGGAUCGCUGGAGCUGGAGCUCACCGAGAGGAGCUUCAAAAUCUACCACGAGUGUUUCGGCAAGUGUAAGGGCUUGUUCGUGCCGGAGUUGUACAACAACCCCAACGCAGCGUGCAUCCAGUGCAUGGACUGCAGACUCAUGUAUCCGACCCAUAAGUUCGUGGUGCACAGUCACAAGGCGCAGGAGAACAGGACUUGCCACUGGGGCUUCGACUCGGCUAACUGGAGGGCAUACAUCCUCCUGGGCCAGGAUUACACGGGGAAAGAGGAGAAGAGCCGUCUGGAGCUGCUGCUGGACGAGAUCAAGGAGAAAUUUGACUUCGCCAACAAGUACAAGAGGAAAGCAUCAUCCAGGCUGUCAGACCCGAUCCCAAUCAAAAAGUCCAAACAUGAAGACUUCCCGUCACAAUCCCCAUUUGCUGACAAAGAGAAGCAGCACGACUGGCUGUCCCCAUCCAAUAAGGGGCUUAACUGCAUCCAGCCCAGGCAGAGACCCUCAGCGUUCAGACCUUGGUCUCCACAUAUCUCUGCUGCUGAUAAGGAACCCUCCAGUCACCCUCUGGCCCUGCUGAGAGACAGUUUCUACAACUACAAGAGCCUGGAGAACGCCGUCGCCCCUAAUGUCGCCCUCACACCGCUACCCCUGGGAAAGAUGGGUCCCAUGUCCCCGUCGGUCCCCAGCACCUCCCACCCAAGCGGAGGUGAACCCCCAGGCGAGGGUGCGAACGCCAGCGCCAGGCCACGCAAGAGAAGAGCCACAGGGGAGCUCCAGCCUCCGGCACCGGAGGGCCCCUGUGCUCCUUCCUCCACUGCCAGCAAGCCACUGCCACCCCCACCUCAGGACGACAAAGACUCUGAGGUGGAGAUCGAAGUGGAGAGCCGCGAUGAAUUCACUUCGUCCCUGUCCUCCCUGUCGUCACCAUCUUUCACCUCGUCCAGCAGCUCAGCCAAAGACCUGAGCUCGCCAGGCGCCCAGGGGCCAAUCUGCACCGUCACGUCGGCCGAGGGCACCCCUCCCGCGGCCGCCCCCAUCACGACCCCCGUCACCCCUCCGGAGCUGGGUCUGGAGUCGGAGCUGGAGAGUCUGAGGCAGGCGCUGGACAGCGGCCUCGACUCCAAAGAGUCAAAGGAGAAGUUCCUGCAUGAGAUUGUGAAGAUGAGGGUGAAGCAGGAGGAGAAGCUGGGGUCGGCUCUACAGGCCAAACGCAGCCUCCAACAGGAGCUGGAGUUCUUACGGGUCGCCAAGAAGGAGAAGCUGCGAGAGGCGACCGAGGCCAAGCGUAACCUGAGGAAGGAAAUCGAACGCCUGCGAGUGGAGAGCGAGAAGAAGAUGAAGGAAGCCAACGAGUCGCGGAUCCGCCUGAAGAGGGAGCUGGAGCAGGCCCGGCAGCUGAGGGUCUGCGAUAAAGGCUGCGAGGCCGGACGUCUCCGCGCCAAAUACUCGGCACAGAUCGAGGACCUCCAGAUGAAGCUGCAGCACGCCGAGGCCGACCGCGAGCAGCUCCGAGCCGACCUCCUGCUGGAGCGGGAGGCCCGGGAGCACCUGGAGAGGGUGGUAAAGGAGCUGCAGCAGCAACUUUGGCCCAAAUCCAACAGCGACAAGGAGGGGACGCCCAUGGAUACGCCAGCUGACAACUAACCCAGCAGCCAACCUCUCCACCCGACCGUUCCCCCCACCCACCUGUCGCCAUGACCGCCCCUCCCCCUCCAUCAUCAUCAUCAUCUGCCCAACUCAGACCAUAAACUCACCCAGGCGUCCCGGGCCGGCCACAGCGCUCUCCCACUGUCCAUCACGUUCACCCUCCACAAAGACAAAUAAGACUCUCGUGCUCAGAGCAGAGACAGAGAGAAGAAACCUGCGUCCUCAUCCACGCCCAUAAAACAGUCCAGCGAGCAGUUUCCUUGGAGACAGACUGGCAACGACAGUCCGAGGAUGCAACAGGAAAUGCAUUACUAAAUCAAGCACUGACUAGCACCUUCCAAACUCACAGAACUGAAAACUGGAUCAGAAGAAUGAAAGAAAAACAGACUCACAGCACCAAAUGUGUGUGUGUGUGUGUGUGUGUGUGUGUGUGUGUGUGUGUGUGUGUGUGUGUGUCAGCGACUGUUGGACAGACGUCUGUGAUGAAAAAUGCUUUUAAAAAAGAGAAAAAAAGACCAUAUUAUAUUAAACAGUUAUUCAGCUGUUGAGAGGUGUUCUAGCGGUGCAUCUUUGAGGGCCAGGCUCACACUUAACCCCCACAGUCCCCCCCCCCCCCACCCCCCGCCCGAAGAAGUCUCCACCACCGUCCCUCGCCAUGACCAAGAUGGAGGAUUGGAAGACAUUAUAAGCUAUUUAAGAGACUACAUAGCGAAUAUGUAAAGAAAAGGAAAAAAAAGACAGUUUCUUUGUUUCUCUGUGCUAUCGUAGUUGGAAAAAUUGAAAAAAAAAAAAAAAGAAAAGGAAAAAAAAAAAGACACAAACGAAUCAGAACAUGAACAAAACAAGCAAAUGAACUUUCCACAGUGCCACCAUGGGUUUGUGGGUUUUGCAGGAAGCCAGCACAGUCCACUGAGCGGGAAAAAGCAUCACGUUGAAAAUCCAAGCAGCCCGUUUUGUCCUCAACUUGUUUGGUAAAAUCAUUUCUUUCUAAUUUGUAAAAGCGGAGGGCGAGCUUGUAUUCAAACUGAUAUUUUUUCUCUCUUUGGAUCAAAUCUUUAAUUGGGAAUUUGGAGGAAAAAAAAAAAAAACAUGCUGUGUUCAAGGCACCUUUUUCUAAAAUUCAGUGAGCACUUGUUUUUGGAUGAUCAAUAACUAUAUCCAACAGUCUCCGUCACAAUGUCGUUCACACUACACACACACACACACACACACAAACACACACACACACACACACUGACUGCCAUAUGUGUUUUUAAGCAUUUGGGUCAAAACCCUGAAGUGUUGAUCUUCUAAAGAUGAAAUACUCCAGAUGUGAGUGUGGCCUUGUUUUCUCAUCUUAUCACAUAUGAGUGAUGAAAGCUGGCAUGGUUUUUACUCCAACUGACAUCAGAAUCAUCUAUAAUUUAAUGGCUGUAUGGGGCACCCUGGGCAAGAACCACAAAAAUGUUCAUUUGAAUUAAAUUAAGGUAUGUAAAUAUAAAUAUAUGUUGUUGGGUUUUUUUUGUUUUUUUGUUGUUGUUUUUUUUACUUUACAAUAAUGACUCGCACUUUGUCCUAACAAAAUACUGUUAUACUGCAUUGUACUCCCACUAUUGUCCUCAAUCUUACUUUGAAAACAUCAUCUUAUACAUGAAUGCUACCAUAUAAUUCCAGUAAGUAUUUUGUUGAUUAUAUGCAUCUCGAAUAAAUACUGUUGUUCUGUUUUUUUUUUUUCUUAAGGCAAAGUAUUGUAAAUAAACAGAAAGAAAAAAGGCUCUACCUGUUGCUUGCUGAUGCAGUCUGGGAUUGUUGGAACAUUUUGGGCAACACAUUCUCCCCCUUUUUUUUUUUUUUUUUUGUAAUAUAAUUGACACAAACACCCGGUUGAGUCAUAACCAAUAUGACAACACUUCUUCACAAGUCAGUAAAUUGUCAUAGGAGCCUGAACAAACAGUCACAUGUCUUUGCAAGGAUAAAAUCUGAUUUUAUUCUGAAGGCAGAUGCCAGGAAUCUGCCGUCACACAGUGGGUACAAUGCAAUCAGAAUGUACAUGGUGUUAAUGCAAGUUUUCCUUUGGUUGUUGAUGUUGUUUUAAAUGUGGAGAUAUUUUAUUGCUUGUCUGUUAUGUUCACUUUUUUCAAUAGAAAACUCAUAUUUUCUUUAUGCAUGAAAUUUGAGAAGGUUUGCCAUUCAUAUAGUCAGUUAUUGGGCAUUGAUACUGUACAUGUAAGGGUUUUAUUGUGUUAUGCAAUAUAAAGCAAUUUGUCUUAUUUAGAAGAGGAAAAAGUAAGUAAAAAAGCAACAAACCGUAUAUUGUUCUUAAGAAAAAACUUCACACUUGCAAAAAAACAAGACAUUAAAAAAAAAAUGAAGAAGGAAAACCUUUUUAUCAAAUGCAAUGCUGGACAACCUCAAGUGCCUGGACGAGGGCCAAAGGUUUCCAGAGGAAAACUGAUGAUGAAACUGUUGGGGGUGGGGUCUCCCAUCAACUUCCUGUUUGCAGGUUUUCAAAAUGAAAAGCCCCUCCCUCCCUCGCUCAGCAGCUCUUUCUAUCAGUGUUCCUAAAAAAAACCAACCAGUUUACAAACUCUUUUCUUUUUUUCAACGCAGAGAACAAUUGAACAAAUGCUAGACGCUUAAUGCUUUUUUUUUUUUUUUAAAUCCUGAAUGAGUGCUUUUUUUUUUUCUUCAUUUGAAAUCAAUGAUAUGCAUGUUCAAUUAAUUUUUUAUAGAAGAAUCUUGAAAAGCCACUUUCUUCAGUAAAUUGUUACUUUGGGUUGUAUAUAAAGAUUGAACUGUUUAAUCCCAGUUGUCCAGGAUAAUAAAGAGGGCAUUAUGUUAAUAAGCCCGUUUCUUAUCCAACAUUACUGAUGUUGCUCAGAGAAAGACACUGCGUCUGCGACUUUGGCAGACCUAAAAUUGGUACAUUUUGUAGUUGUUUUUACACUCAAAAGAGUCGAUAGCCUAUGUGUAGUUUACUUUACUCAUGGUUUUCUACAAAAAAAGGGAGACAAUAACGACAUUGGCUCUUCGCUCUCCCUCGCAAAAAGAAAAAAGCAAUUUAACAACGUCUUGUUUUCUAAAGGAGAAUCAUUUUGCUAAAUAAUGGACGGUAAAGCAGCAAUAACAGUCCAUAUUAAUAGACAAAUACUAGCCAGUGUGAAGGUUUGAAUAAGAAUUUACAAAUGUAAAUAUUUUUUUCAUUUACAAUAUUGUAUAAUAUAUGUACAUGGUGUUCCUUUUUCAAAAAGAAAUCUUUUCUUACAAUAGCUGUCUUGUUAUUUUGUUUUGUUUUUUUGAAUUUUGUGUUUUAACUAAGAUGUUUCAAAAACAGCUAAUGCAGUGCGUAAGAGAAUAUUCCCUACAUAAACAUGUUAAUCCAAUUCUUUUCUUCUUUUUUUUUUUUUUUUUUUUUUUUUUUACUGUAGAGUCUUUAUAUUGAAUGACUUUUUUCACCAGUUCAUAUAUAUUUUUAACAGUAUGUUGAGUAUCAGAUAACAGACCUGCAGUAUGGGUCACACACACACACGACUACGCCACCUUGCCGAUUGUUUCCCCCUCCUCAUCCUCAUGUAUCUUUUUAGCCCUGUGCUGCUGCUAAUACUAUAUAAACCUUACAAUUCUAGAAAUAUUUUUAUGUAAAAGGUAAAUUUAAGCUUUCUCAUUUAUUAAUGCCACAUAUACAGUAUGAAAAAAAGAGCUUGGCUUAUUCAUCUAUCUCCCUUGUUUCCCUCAUUUUUCACGCCCUUUUUCUGCAUCCCUCCUCCAACGACACCCUUCCUCUUCUCUCACGACACGGACUAUAUUGUAAAGUAAAGGACUUUAUGAGAUUAUGUUUGAAAAUAGCUAUGCUUAUAUACUACAGUGACUGAAUGUACAGUGUAUAGAUGCAUUACCAGAAAUAAAGUUGUUUGUCCAGA
This is a messenger RNA of Scomber scombrus (Atlantic mackerel), 6508 nucleotides long. It is a transcript of the gene skia, whose product is annotated as v-ski avian sarcoma viral oncogene homolog a. Gene Ontology annotation, molecular function: SMAD binding; RNA polymerase II cis-regulatory region sequence-specific DNA binding; DNA-binding transcription factor activity, RNA polymerase II-specific. The coding region runs from base 417 to 2606 and encodes 729 amino acids. Lineage: Eukaryota; Metazoa; Chordata; Actinopteri; Scombriformes; Scombridae. Gene Ontology annotation, cellular component: nucleus. The transcript is spliced from 7 exons. Gene Ontology annotation, biological process: negative regulation of BMP signaling pathway. The record is from RefSeq and is a predicted model, not a curated record.